GCAGCAGCAGCAGCAGCGGCCCUUCCUCAGUCACACGGUCCAGACGUCUGUGUUCCACUUCUCUCCGAGGGGCCACGGCGUUAACUACCUUACCUCCUCUUCUCAUUCUCCACGUUUCUCUCUGUAUUCUACCCUGAGUGUUUUGUUUUUUAUCUUUUUUCCAUAUUCCGAGUCCUCUCCAUUACGGUGGAUUCAUGCUGAGCUCUCGCCCUCCUCGGUCGCCAUGCAAACUAACCACCAUAAGGAGCACCUCUACAAGAUUCUCGUUAUAGGAGACCUCGGGGUCGGGAAAACCAGCAUCAUCAAGCGGUAUGUUCAUCACAACUUCAGCCCCAACUACCGUGCCACCAUCGGAGUGGACUUCGCCCUCAAAGUCCUUACCUGGGACCAGGAGACGGUGCGACUGCAGUUGUGGGACAUUGCAGGUCAGGAGAGGUUUGGUAACAUGACCCGUGUGUAUUACCGUGAAGCUAUGGGCGCCUUCAUCGUCUUUGAUGUGACUCGGCCGGCCUCCUUUGAGGCCGUCACCAAAUGGAAGGAGGACUUGGAUUCCAAGCUCACACUAGCCAAUGGGAAAAAUGUAGCCACUGUGCUUCUGGCUAACAAAUGUGACCAGGGUCGGGAAGUACUGACCAAUAAUGGAAUAAAGAUGGACCAGUUCUGCCAGGAAAAUGGCUUCGUUGGAUGGUUUGAGACCUCUGCUAAGGAGAAUAUCAACAUCGAUGAGGCAGCAAACUGCUUGGUGAAACACAUCAUCGCAAACGAAAAUGACAUGCUGCAAUCAGAAGUUCCCGACACAAUCACCCCUCAGUUAGAGAAGGAUAAAGGCGGGACUUGCUCCUCCUGCUUUCGAUCUCAGUGGAGGAUACUGGUGCCAACUCUUUUCUUGUCUGGAUUCCUGUGGGAGUGUGGCGGGGUGACAGAGAGCCAGUUGGCUCCUGAACUGGAUUGACUGAAAAAGACAGAUAGCUGCAGCUGUGUCUACUUGUCAGAGGCAGGGUCACCCCCUGAAUGUCUUCAAGCGUUGGCACAAACUCUGGUUAUCAUGGUGACACAUUUAACAAGCAGAUGCCCAGUGAGGUUUCAGCAAAUCACAGGAUAUUUGUUCUAAAGAUCUGUGGAGCCAAUCAUUUCACACAGACCGUGGUGACUCUCUUCUGUUCUCCCUCCCUACACCCACGUUUUCUCUUCAUCUAUUUUUUCUAUCCAUUAAAAUGUGCGACAAUAAUACAAUUUUCACCAUCUAGCAAAAGAGAAAAUACAAAGUACAUAAAAGCCAGCGUCCUUACACAGUAAUCUUUUCAUUUGGUUUAUAUCUUUUUUUAUGUUCCAGCAGAAAUGGUGGCACCAGGAAUGCCUUGUAUAGCAUAUUAAAUGAAUGUAACUAAAAUGCCAUUUCUAACACAUCUAUUUAAUGUUUUCAACAGAUAGUCUUCACUUUUUAUUUAUAAGUGCACUGAAGUUGCACUUUUUAUUUUGUUUUUCUCAUUGAGAUAUACUUUCAAGCAUUAUUAUAAGGAAAUAUGUAAAGUUCUGUGUAAUAAAGAGAUCUGUGGUACAUCAAAAACUAUUAUCUGUAUUUAAUUUGAUGGUUUUACAUAAAAUGCCUUUCACAUUGUGAAAUGGUUGUAACUUUCUGAUGCAAAUACUUAUGCAUAUUGUAUAUACAACAAGGUAAGACAGAUGGUAGAACUGAAGAUGUAUUUGCAGUUACCAAACUGGUCACACGAAAUAAAA
Molecule: messenger RNA, 1737 nt
Organism: Gambusia affinis (western mosquitofish)
Lineage: Eukaryota; Metazoa; Chordata; Actinopteri; Cyprinodontiformes; Poeciliidae
Gene: rab38a
Product: RAB38a, member RAS oncogene family
Exons: 4
Coding region: 224-952 (242 amino acids)
Biological process (GO): vesicle-mediated transport
Cellular component (GO): vesicle; trans-Golgi network; Golgi apparatus
Molecular function (GO): GTPase activity; GTP binding
Source: RefSeq, a predicted model, not a curated record